Molecule: messenger RNA, 1011 nt
Organism: Haliotis rubra (blacklip abalone)
Lineage: Eukaryota; Metazoa; Mollusca; Gastropoda; Lepetellida; Haliotidae
Product: laminin subunit beta-1-like
Exons: 7
Coding region: 154-1011 (285 amino acids)
Source: RefSeq, a predicted model, not a curated record
GUUACAGCUUGCUCCUGCACAGCGUCUGUGGGUGCUUCUGGCGAGUGCGACAACAAAGAUGGCCGCUGUACGUGCAAGACCAACGUUGAAGGAUUCCAGUGUGACAAGUGUGUAGUGAACGCCUACAACCACUCCAGCGGGCUAGGUUGCACCAUGUGCAACUGUCACAACGAGGGGGCCACAAGUCAGCAAUGUAAUGUAACAUCAGGAAUAUGCCCAUGUCGUUCCAAUGUUAAUGCCCAGAGAUGCAACUCCUGCGUCGACAAGUUCUGGAACAUCAACCUCAACACAGGAUGUGACGCCUGUGACUGCCAUGUACAGGGGAUGCUUCCACAGUCUAACGGCAAGUGCGACCUGGUUUCUGGACAGUGCACCUGCAAAAAUGCCGCCUUCACCGGACAGAAGUGCAAUGGCUGUUCCCCAGUGUUUUUUGGGAACUAUGAAUACAUCAACCUAUUUUCCCUGGGUUCAUUUCCCCACUGCGGUCUGUGUGGCGAGUGCUUUGACGGAUGGGCAAAGAAGAUAGAAGCUAUUGGGACAGAGGUGUACAAACAGUUCAACGACACUGAUCUGCUGUGGCAAAACUACAACAGAUGGCAGGUGUCUCACGCUGCCCCGAAACUCCUGAGCAUGCGGUCUAACAUCAGCCUGGCACAGGGAUCCAUACAGCGAGCUGGAAACUUCACACAGCUCUUGUCUGGACUUCAGGCUGACCUUCAGAAGGUAUCUGAUAGGGUAGGCAAUCUCAGUGGCGACUUGGACAGCCUCCAACUUCAAUACAACGCAGCAAACACCACCUACUACUCUCUCCUCACCUUCAUCGGAACGGUGGACAUUGACAACCUCACAAGUGUGUCUGAGCAGUCAUUACAGGCCGACGUCCGAAAUCUGUCAUCGCUGAUCGAAAGUCAGAACACUGAUGGUAACGCCACCUGGCACGAGAUACUGAAACUAUCCAUCCUCGUAGGGGAACACUGGGGACCGAUCUCGGGCACUACAGCAGCGUGUUGA